This is a messenger RNA of Suillus paluster, 3099 nucleotides long. Its product is annotated as WD40-repeat-containing domain protein. Gene Ontology annotation, molecular function: protein binding. The transcript is spliced from 20 exons. Bases 1 to 3099 code for a protein of 1032 amino acids. Gene Ontology annotation, cellular component: GID complex. Gene Ontology annotation, biological process: proteasome-mediated ubiquitin-dependent protein catabolic process. NCBI's taxonomy places the organism in Eukaryota, Fungi, Basidiomycota, Agaricomycetes, Boletales, Suillaceae. The record is from RefSeq and is a predicted model, not a curated record.
AUGCAUAUUUUCAUCACGACUUUUACGAGCGGUGCUGUUCUGCCAUAUGGAGUGUACUUCGAGGACCUUAUUUUAAGUCGCUUCUUCUUCAUCCUCGGCAUCGAAUUCUCCAAUUCUUCUACCCAUACCGUAUUACUAGCUCACUAUGUUUCAUGGUAUGUCUUCCAUAUCUUGGUCAUUCUAACUCGGAUUCAGCGCACUGGAGCAGCUCAUACAGCUCAUUCUUUCCAUGAUGCGGGCUCAAGUGUAUCUAACCCCUACCCUCGAGGUGAAGCCUAUGUCGACUCGAGACGGAAGCGGACUAUUAUCAGUCUUUUGGAUGUUUUGAACGAGCUUAGCAAUGAGUCUUCUCCAUUCAAUGAUGCCAACCUUCCUCCCACCUUUGAAGAUGACGAACCUACCGUGGAUGAAAAACUGCAAAUCGCAGGAUCAGAAGCAUUCAAUAGAUUUGAGAGGCGAAUUGAUAAUCUCGACAAAGAGCUGCGGAAUUUUGCUAAUGCUGCUCGUCAACUUGGCAGUUCCGUUGGAAUUUUAUCCUCCGCUCUUCGACUACGAGAGCGCCUCGCGAAACUGUUAUUUCUAUUUCGGGAGAACGCAGCUACUUUAUUUCCUCGGAAAAUUUCGCGUCAACCUCGAGAGGCGCUGGUUGUUCAUGCUUGGAUGGAGCGACGGUGCACCGAUCAUCAACCUUCGCCCAAGGCCCACCCUGAUCCUGAAAGUAUCCCCGACCAAUUUGCUGGUUUCGCAGAAGACGUUGUAACUUUCCUAACCUGCCUGAACGAGUUCCCGGAAUUUACAGACGAGGCGGUCAACACGUCAAUACGUGCUUUCGAAUUCGAUCUGAAGUAUUGGUCUUCGUGUCUUCAGGAGUACAAAGGUAGUCAAUUUCGGUAUCCAGCAGUGCAGCGUUAUAUCCAUGAUUUGACCUUGGAGAUUGGGGAGCACAUUGACAACAUCACAGUCAAUCUGUCCAUGUUUAUCGAAAUUGGUGUUCCGACGAUUAGAUUCGCCCAGCAGCACUCAUCGGCAAACCUGCUAAACUUAUCGACAGUCGCGACGUUCUUCUCAGUUGUGACGGCGACGACCCUACAAUGCUCAUACCAGCUGACGGACAGCGUGCUGGAGAAAUCUGUCAAUGCGUUCUGGUUCUCCUCAUUGGUUUUCAGUAUAGCAGCCGCAGUGAACAGCCUCCUUGGUCUCACCUGGAAGCAAGCCAUGUAUCGCUCUCCAUUGCAUAGGGUACCUUGGUGGGUAGUGAUAUGGAUCAAACGAUCGCCUUUAGUGUUCCUCGUGAUGGCUGUGGCAUGCUUUUCCGUGGGCUUAAUGCUGUUCACAUAUGCCACAGAACAGGCAGUCACUUCUCUCGGCCUGGCUGUCGUGUCGGCCUGGUUCGCUUCUGAGCGCUGGAUAUUUGUUCACUACCACGGUCACGUUUGGCUGGAUGAUGCGAUCAAUGAAGCAACCCACCGCAUAUUCCGCCUUUCUCUGGUCGUGGCAGUGCAGGAGGCCAUUCACUGCUGUGUCGUGACCAUCAGCGUCCUGUUGAGACGAGUGUUCACAGACAUGAUUACUCGGAUCAGACAUAGGGACCAUACUCUUCCCACUAAGCAGGAGGGCCCGUCGAUGGUUGAUCUUUCUCACCACCGCGAUAUGUCUAUUUCUGCGUGCGGGGAUUUCACUGAGCGUCCCAAUUCUACGGAAGGGCAUGCUGGUGAGGAGUGCGAGACGUCUCGCCGAGCCGUUGUCCGUCAGCGCUUUCAAGGGGCUGUGCGCUCUGUCAUCAUGGUGCAACAGCAGCAAGCGGGGAGACCGCAACGAAUUCCAUCAUUCGACUGGAAUUCUACCGCGGGGAUGACUCCCACUCGAGGCUCGUCCAUGGAUGAUAUAAGCGCCAUUCGAGGACCGCCAGACACCUUGAUCCCGAAGCUUAAAACCCUAGACCCUGUGCAGGACCUCUCCGUACACACUGCCCUUGUCCGGCAUUUACAGUUCUCCCCGAGUGGCAAGUAUCUCGCUACGUCAAGUUGGGAUCGAUCUUCUGUCAUCUUUCGUGUCGGGGAGGAUUUUACGAUCCAUGCUAUUCUGGUACACGUGCGAGGAUUCAUCGGUCAGGUUGCAUGGUCCGCAUCUGAUACCCUUCUCUUGACGAGAUUACCCCGCGGAAUUAAGAUUUGGACAAAGGAUGGGCUCUGUAGGAAAACCAUCGAACGGCCGCACUCUGUGGCAUCCGUUGCAUGGCUGCCUGCGAAUGAGACCCAAUUCUUAUCUGUCGAAGGAAGCGAGGUUUUCAAACUGGACAUUCGAGGAAGGGUUCUUGAUUCCUACCACUUUGGUCGUAUCAAGUUGCAUAAUGUGGCCGUGACUCCAGAUGGCCAGCGGUUGCUGGGUGUGGGACCACUACUUGCGGCACCUAACGGGAUGCAUCCGAGCCGCACUACUAGGGUUGAGAAGCGUAUAAUAGUUUUCAACAUAGAGAGCAGAACAUUUGAAAACCAGACACCCGUCGUCAACGACGUGCGUGACAUCACGAUGUCCAAAAGUGGUGGAAAUGUGUUGAUUUCAUUCGAGCAUAAGACACCUCCGCAGCUAUGGAAGAUGGAGUUAGUACGGGAUACUAAAGAUCGCGAAAACCCCUUUGCACAAAUUGCUAGGUUGACUCUCCGUCACACGUAUCUGCCUACAGCGGAUGUGGAUUUCGUGGGCCCGAGCUACUUCGGCGGUGUGGACGACCAGCUAGUGUUAUGUGCGGGCAAAGCGGGCGAUAUCCAUAUCUGGGAUCGCGAUACUGCAACUUUGCUCCACUACAUCAGACCUCAGGCGUUCGGCGGGGACUUGACAUGCGCUGCAUGGAAUCAUUCCACUGACGACCCCUUCAUGUUAGCAACGGGCAGCCAUGACGGUACGGUACACAUAUGGAAGACACCAACGUGGGACCACUCGUCUGAUGAUGGUUCGUAUCUCGAGCAUGCUGGUAUUACAAUUGGGGAUCGGCGCACGUCUUCGCCUAUCCUUGGUCCACCGCCUGCCCCUGGAUCCUGUCGGGGGGCUCGAAAAACAGCACCGGCCAUACGUACCACAAUCUCGCAAGGGUCAUGGUAG